AUGGUUGAAAGAUUUUCUGACACAUCGAUAGAAGAUAUCAUCAAUAAAUGGCUCGGAUCUGAUGAGGGAACAUUUUACAUUGAUAGAAUUCCCUUCAUCUUCGAAGGAGUGACUGAUGGAAGAUUAGUGAUGGAUAUUGAUGAAAAGAAAUUGUUUAUGAAUGUAGACAAAGAUGAUGGAAUUCCUUAUGAAGUUGAAUGCAGUAGUCAGAAUAAAAAAGUGAUUGAGUUUAUUGAGAGAUGUAACGAGAAAUUAGUUAUGAAAGAAUUGAGAGAUUUGAAUGUGGCUAUGGCAUUUUUACUGGAGCAGUAUUCUCAAAUUGUCAAAAGCAAAAAGAUAGUAUUUCAAUCAGAUGUUGAAAUGAAUGAAGGUGACGACAAUGGAGAUGUUUGGUGGGGUGAGGAUGAUAACAAUAAUAAUGGCAAUUAAGUCUAUGACUCAGACAUGAAUAAUGCUGAAGGAGCAGAAGAUGAGGAAGUUGCAGAUUGGGGAUUAGAAGAUAACUAAGUAAGUGAGAAAGAUGAGUACUUGCAACAAAUCUUAGAAGACUAUCAACUUGAGAAUGCGAAUAAAUUGAAAUUAGGUGGAGCUCUAAUAUCAUCCUCGCUACCUUCGACUGUCCUCAAUUACAAGUCAGUUUAAAUGUUUGAGAAGACCAAGCUUUAUAAAGAAGCACUUGAGGCAUUAGAGUAUUUAGCUCAUAAUGAGAAUAUAAUUCAAGGUUGGCUAAACCUUGUUGUAAUAAAGGAAUUCCUAAAUAUCAGAAUGGAAAUCGACUUGAAUUAUAUUGAUAUUGAUUCAAGUAAUGUUACUAUUAUGGGCUGGGACUUAGAAGAACCUCUUAUUAUAACUCUAGAUAUCUCAGAACCAAAAAUGCUUAAUACUGAUAAUAAUGGCCUGGCCACUCUUGAUUUCGCUGAAAUGAGAUUUAGAAGCAUGAUUUAAUUCCAGACUAUCAAUGCAGGAAACACUUAGAGUUUCGGGUGCAAUGAUUUCAUGAGGUAUGUUAUACAAAAAUUCAUUGAAGAAGAGCUAAUCAAUAAGUCAACUAAUGAUCCUCAGAAUUAAGAAGAGUAUAAAAUAAGUUAAGAUAAGCCUAAAGUUGUAGCUCCUAAGGAAAAAAAAUCUCUCUGGCAAAAACUAUUCUCAGGUUCAUCUAAACUUCAGGUUAACGAAAUUCAUCUAAAUAAAUUGCUUGACAUGGGUUACGAUUUCGAAAUGGCUAAAAAUAGUCUAAUCAAGGCUCAUAACGAUCUAGAUAAAGCAUUAGAAUUCAUUGCUGAAGAUGUUACUGGUGUGUUUUUAGAUCAAAAGUAAUAAGUACCUAAGACAAAGAACAAGAUUAUCAAGAUGAUGCUCUUUAUAACUGAGUUGAUAGAGUCAGCAACAAGCUCAUGCCUAUUGUGCCACAGUCCACUCGUUUCAGAUAGUAUCAAGCUAAGAACAUGUGGUUCAGAUCACUGUGAAUUUACGUUUGAGGAAAACUUUGGAGGAACUAUAUUUUCUGAGAUAAAGUAUAACACUGAAGAGGCCAUUCUGGAUAUUUCUUUAUCAGCUAAAGCUUUAUUUUCAUCUAGAGCUGGCUAAGUUUUUGAGCCUUUUCCAACCUUUUUCUUGAAAGGCACAGAAAUGAGAGGAAAAAGAGGGAACUUAGAUUUGAUUUAAUAAGCUCAAAAAUUAGGUUAGACUGUAAGCAACUCUAAGAAAGUAGACGAAAAAAAUAAAGAUAUUUAGAGCAUGAUUAACAUUUUAAUCAAGCUACCAAAAGUCCAAACUCUAAUUUAGAAAAUUGAGAAUGAGUAAUAGUUAAGAGCUAAGCUGAAUGAAAUUUACAAGAGUGAAAAGGAUGGCUGGAAAGCUUACAAAAUCCUAUCCUAUAUAUUUGCUACAAAUCGUACGACUAUUAAGAAGCUAGAAUUUGAGAAUCAGAUUGACUUUUAGAAAGAGAUAGAAUCUAAUGCUAAACUAGAUUAAUACAUUCUAAUAUCACAAGACCCUCACAAAGAAAGAGUUUUCAAAUCUAGAAAGAAGGAGUAUGGUUCUGUCUUCUGCUGGCAUGGAAGUUCUCAAGAGAACUGGUAUAGUAUUCUCAGAAAUGGACUUAGAAAUCUUAGCAACACCUAACUUAUGACAGCUGGCGCAGCAUAUGGAAAUGGAAUAUAUGCUUCUUCAAAUCUCUCCACUUCAUCUGGCUAUACUAUGAGAUAUUCUAACGGCCCAAAGUUUUGGUAAAACAUCGGAGCUAAUUUGCAUCAGAACUAUGUUAUAGCUAUUUGUGAGAUCAUUAAAAAGAGCACUUACAAAAAGGAUGAAAACUACAACAUAGUUGUUGUUCCAGAUGAAGAUGACAUUAUCCUUAGAUAUCUCUUCAUUAUAAAGCAUGAUUAGUACUAAGAACUCUAGUCUUUCAACUCUUUGAAAAUAAAUUUCGAGAAGCACUAUUACAAUCAGCUAAAAACAAUAAAUUUAAUAUAACUUGACAAAAGAAAAUUACGAAUCUCAAAAGCGUUCAAGAAAUACCAAGAAAGAAAAUAAGUUGAGCAAAAGGAGCUUGAAAAAAUUAAAGAGGACUAGAGCAGUAAAAUAGAAUAAGCUAAAGACGAUGAAAUCUCUGAAUACUUCUAAAAGUUUGCUAGUAAGAUUUCUGGGAAAGGAUCUCAAGUAUCUCUUCAAAGAAUAUAAAAGGAGUAUGCAGGACUCAUGAAAUCUAAUGAGUUUAAAGAUAAGAUAAGUAUUGAUUUUCAUCAGAAUAAUAUAUAUGUGUGGAGAGUGAGCUUUGACAUCAUGAACUAUGAGAUAAGCAAAGAUCUCUAAAAGGAUUUCUAGGAAUUGUAACUGAGAACAUAGUCGAAAACAUAGCCUAAGCUCUAAUAUGAAAUAUUCUUUUCUGAUACUUAUCCUUUUGAAGCUCCAUUCAUCAGAGUAGUAUUUCCUAGAUUCUAAUUCAGAACAGGACAUGUCACUAUUGGAGGAUCUAUCUGUGUUUAAAGUUUAACUCCAUCAGGAUGGUCGAGUGCUAGAUCUCUAGAGAGUUAUUUAGUCGAAAUCAUUUCAUUGAUAAAUCACGGAGAUGCUAGACUUGACCUGGGGAAUUUAUAUCCCUAUGGACUUAUGGAAGCCAAAGAAGCAUUCAAUAGAGUAGCAAGAGAUCACGGUUGGCUAAAGUGA
Stylonychia lemnae is the source of this 3168-nucleotide messenger RNA. The record is from the annotation of a GenBank genome assembly. Lineage: Eukaryota; Ciliophora; Spirotrichea; Sporadotrichida; Oxytrichidae.